Molecule: messenger RNA, 1477 nt
Organism: Cyclopterus lumpus (lumpfish)
Lineage: Eukaryota; Metazoa; Chordata; Actinopteri; Perciformes; Cyclopteridae
Gene: spi1b
Product: Spi-1 proto-oncogene b
Biological process (GO): regulation of transcription by RNA polymerase II; cell differentiation
Cellular component (GO): nucleus
Molecular function (GO): DNA-binding transcription factor activity, RNA polymerase II-specific; sequence-specific DNA binding
Source: RefSeq, a predicted model, not a curated record
GAAAGGUUGUGAGAGCUUUUUAUCCUGCAAAGCAUUUGAGACGCGGUCCGUUGAAGAAGAGGUCUCCAUGUUGCAUCCAUACAGAAUGGAGAGCUACCUCAUCGCGCCUCACUCAGAAGAAAUGUACGAUCCUGAGAUCUACAGACAUCAAAUUACAGAAUAUUAUAAUCCAUAUGUCCUAGAUGCAGAUAUCCAGGCAGAUCACUGGGACUACCACACUCACCCUCACGUACACGCUGUAGAGUUUGAGAACCUCCAAGAGACUAACUUCACAGAGCUGCAGAGUGUGCAGACUCUGCAUGCGCCCAGCCUGUUACGACAUGACGUCAUACGUUACGACGCAGAGAGCCUGCUGGAUCCAAAUCUCGGGGCCCAUCCUCACGUGUUACAGCAACCGGCAGCAUUCUUCCCUCGGGCAGUGUAUCCACCACACGUGUCCCAGCGCAGCUCUGAUGAUGAGGAGCACGGAGCACGAAGUCCCCCACUGGAGGUGUCUGAUGAGGAGUGUCUGAGAGAUCGAGUCCCUUAUGUCACACCAGGAGAACUGGGCAAUAAAAAGAAGAUCCGAUUGUACCAGUUCCUGUUGGACCUUUUAAGGAACGGCGAUAUGAAAGACAGUAUCUGGUGUGACAGAGACAAAGGGACAUUCCAGUUUUCCUCCAAACACAAGGAGGCUCUCGCACACCGCUGGGGAAUCCAGAAGGGAAACCGCAAAAAAAUGACCUAUCAGAAGAUGGCUCGUGCCUUACGCAACUAUGGCAAAACUGGAGAGGUGAAAAAAAUAAAGAAGAAGCUGACGUACCAUUUCAGUGAUGAGGUGCUGGGGAAGAGUCAUCUGGAGAGAAAAUACAUGUAGGCAGGAGGGAUCCUGAAAUGUCAAAAUGUACGCAUUAAAAGUGUUAGAUGCUUAGAUGCUUAAUCAAACUUGCCGUUCUGGAAAUUUAAUUGUGUGAAUACCGUUACUGCUGUACAGUGGACCAAUAAUUGAUAGUGUACAGUGAAAAGGCAAAAAGUGGAAAGAGAGAGGAGGGCAUUACAGUUUCACGUUAUGCAUCCUAGACCCCGGGUCACUUUGACGCUCAGUAUGCAUGUUUAAAUGUGGCUGCGCACAUAUCUGUGCAUAUUCUUUUUUGGAAACUUCUGUUUGUACAUUUUCAAAACUUUUGUUUGACAACGAGUGAGAGUUGAAAUAUCCCAGGAGGCCCGAGCCUUCUUUCUAAUGUGUUUGACGCUUAACAGGCUUAAGUUCUCUUGUGUGUAUACUGUGUGUAUUAUUCCAUGUAUAUAUAAUUGCAAAUUAAUAUUUAAAACAAGAAGACACAAAUAAGUCAUUAAUGAUUUAGACGAACCUUAAGGUUAAGACCAUUAGAACAAUUAUAAGACCAUGUUAUACUUAUAUGACAAAAGUUUUGUACAUACAACUUUGUAUGCUCUAAUAAGGAAGUGCUUGUAAAAAAAUAAAUUCUUCAUGAACAUA